This is a messenger RNA of Penicillium lagena, 801 nucleotides long. RefSeq lists its product as uncharacterized. Lineage: Eukaryota; Fungi; Ascomycota; Eurotiomycetes; Eurotiales; Aspergillaceae. Bases 1 to 801 code for a protein of 266 amino acids. The record is from RefSeq and is a predicted model, not a curated record. The transcript is spliced from 2 exons.
AUGCAUACCGCAUACGGCAGCCCCAUUGGUGACGAUGGGCCGUCCUCUCAUAUCCCCAUGGUGCAGCAAACCCACCAAAGAAGCAAUUCCUCAUUAGAUAAGAGUACUGAGGGCAAAGACACCGCAGCUUUGCACCUUUCUCAAAUCUAUCCGCCUGCACAAGACUCAUUGACGGUGAGCCAACUGUUGCCUGCCAACGAUUUGGCGUUCCCGACCAUUCCUUCACAUUCCAGCCAAAAUGACGAUUGCCCUGGAACGGAAAAUAGCGAUACGGUCGCCCGAAACUUAUACGAUGUGACCAUAUCUGGAAAGAAGAUCGAUGAAUGCUACUCUCUGUACGUCGUAGUCAUUCCCGUCAGGGCUUUCCACUUUUUCGCUUCUCCGGCAGAUGUCGAUCCGCGUGGGAUAAUGCAGCUCUACACAAUUGCUCGUGACAGCAUCAACUGUUGCUCAAGACUGGAUGGAGCCGAAGAAUUUUCAACAUACAUGAGCCAGUAUUUCAUGCGGAUCAUCUUGUUGGCAGCCUUCUGCAUCUUGAGGAUAAGUAAAAGUGCUGUCGGGGACAAGCUUCCCCGCGACGAAGCCGAGGAAAUAUUCUUCAAAGCCGUCGAGAUUUCCAAGAAGCGAUCAGUACUGGACAACGACCUAGACUCCCGAAGUGCCAAAAUGCUCACACAACUUUGGUCCAGCGAACGAAUAUUCAGAGACGAUAGUGGAGUUAGGACUGGGUUGCAACUCGACCUUCGAGGCCGUUUGGUCAGCUUUCAGGUAUCUCAAAAGUCGAAUUUUAUGAGAAACUAA